AUGAUUUCGACACGACAGAUAUAUAAUUCAGACCUAGAAUUCUUCAGACGAAAUGACCGAGGCACUCAUAUGCCAUUGAGCCAAACCCGUCAUAUUCCGGAUCAUUAUGAGACACCCGGUCAUCUCAGCAGCCGCACCACACCAUCUUCAGAGCCAGAUAGCCGGUCGGCGAGUGGGUCAAGAAAGCGUGUUCCAGUUGCAUGUGAAAGAUGUCGAAAGCGCAAGAUCAAAUGCAGCGGUAAUGAAGGGGACAAUCAGAGUUGUGCGAACUGCCGGAACGCUGGCCAUGGAGACUCUUGUCGCUUUCUACGAGUUGCGUCGAUUGAUGCAGGCUCGUUCGGUUUUCGAGGCUGGCACUCACCACAUCGAUAUUCACCUUAUUCGCUGCCCUCAAAUCAUCGCUUAAACUACGUGCCAUUAUCCUCAAGAUACACCCCCCAGAGUUCGGUCCAAUAUCCUGCUGUCCAUCCAGGCAUCGAUUAUGCCGGAUACGCCACGCCUAGCCCGAGUGUCGACUGGGCCAGAGCAUCUUAUGUCGGCUCAUAUUCCCCAUAUCCUGAUGAUGAAGAGACGAGCCCCUACAGCGCUCAUCCGCCUCCUUACAUCCUUCCAAACACAGAUCCGAUGUCGACAGCAAAUGGCUACUAUGUGCAUGCACAGAAUGUGCGACCACAUCCUGGUGCACUCUGGACAGAGCAGCAACACUGUAUUUCACAGCAGGGCUCUCAUUUGCCCACAUCCGCUUAUUCAGUCGUCACGGAACCUCAACAAUCAUAUCAUGCGUCCGGAGUUGCUGGGAACCUUCCAUCCGACCGAAUUCUGCCAACACCAGUCACUGCUCGCAGCAUUAUUUCGACACAACAAAAUUCUCUGGACUGUAUUCCCAAUUCUGUAUCAACCCCGCGAAGCUCUGGGUACUGGCCUUCUGACUCUGCUACCUCAGCACAACAUAUUCCUGAUCAAGUUGACAGCAAUGCAAGUCAAGAACAGUCAGACGAGAGGAGAUGUGCAGCCUACAACAUUCAAGAUAUGACCUACAAUCACCUGACAAUGGGAAAUGGUCUUCCAACCAGCUCUGUACCAGCUGGGCUUCGACUCAAUGUCGAUGAGACUCAUACCUCUCCAGUAACCGCCCAUACCGGAAGUAUCCAGGCUCAGCAUUGCGAUUCCAGGAAAUCUUCUCGUGAGAGUCCCCAGGCCAACCCAGACAACACAUCUAUCGCAUAUGGGUACACGGGAUUGAUGGCAGGCCACAGCUCACAGAUGAGGAGCACUUCAGGUCAACUCUCGAACGGAUCCUUGUAUCGCCGCACCCAACCAAUGGUGACACGAAGAGAGCCAGUCCCGGAAGAAUGCAGUCCCGACUGUUCAGGAUGUCCCACGGAUUCAAGUCGAGGCUCGGUCGCAUCCAUCAGCAAUACGUCGUCCGGAUAUUGA
Messenger RNA from Exophiala xenobiotica, 1437 nucleotides. RefSeq lists its product as uncharacterized. Bases 1 to 1437 code for a protein of 478 amino acids. NCBI's taxonomy places the organism in Eukaryota, Fungi, Ascomycota, Eurotiomycetes, Chaetothyriales, Herpotrichiellaceae. Gene Ontology annotation, biological process: regulation of DNA-templated transcription. Gene Ontology annotation, molecular function: DNA-binding transcription factor activity, RNA polymerase II-specific; zinc ion binding. The record is from RefSeq and is a predicted model, not a curated record. The transcript is spliced from 4 exons.